CCGGUCUCCAUUAUAAUUAUAAAUGCCCCGCCAUUUGAAGAACACUGAACACCCCCCAAUAUGGAUCGCAUAGUAAUGUUUUCGCUGUCUUCUGUACUACUCAUAACGCUAUUGAGCGACGCGGCCAUCCACGGCUGCGACGCAGUCGAAUACACCGUCACCAACACGGCGGCGAACACCCCCGGCGGCGCCCUUUUCGACAGAGACAUCGGAGAAGAAUACACCAAACAGGCUCUUGACUCAGCCACCAACUUCAUAUGGCGGGUCUUCCAGCAGAACUCCCCCGCUGACCGGAAAGACGUCCAGAAAGUCAGCCUGUUCGUGGACGACGCGCUGAACAACGGGGUGGUGGCGUACGCGAGCAACGGCGAGAUCCACGUCAGCGGCAGCUACCUCGGCGGGUACUCCGGCGACGUGAAGGCGGAGUUCACGGGAGUGCUGUACCACGAGAUGACUCACAUCUGGCAGUGGAACGGGGACGGCGCCGCUCCGGGGGGUUUGAUAGAAGGGGUGGCCGAUUUCGUGCGGCUGAGAGGCGGGUAUGCGCCGAGCCACUGGAAGAAGGCCGGGGAAGGUGACCGGUGGGACGCCGGGUACGACGUGACGGCGCGGUUCCUGGAUUACUUUAAUGAUCUGAAGAGUGGGUUCGUGGCUGAACUCAAUGGGAAGAUGAAAGAUGGUUACAGUGACAGUUACUUCGUGGACAUUGUGGGAAAAUCCGUUGACCAACUCUGGACGGAUUACAAGGCUAAAUAUAACACUGCUUGACUUGCACUAUUUAAAUUUAAGGAAAUUGUCCAGCCAAAAAAAAAUAAAAAAAUUGUAUUUCAAUAAUAAUAUAUACGUACGGAGUAAUAAUAAGAGCCAUGCGUGGUAAUUGGUGAAUACUCAAUUAUGGUGUAAUAUUGUCAUAUUUACAGCUUUGAUAAUUCGGAAGGAAAAUGCUAAAGUUUGGUUCUCUUUGAAAAAUAUAUUACUCACACUUUGUAAUU
This is a messenger RNA of Cuscuta epithymum, 992 nucleotides long. Lineage: Eukaryota; Viridiplantae; Streptophyta; Magnoliopsida; Solanales; Convolvulaceae. The record is from the annotation of a GenBank genome assembly.